Molecule: messenger RNA, 1131 nt
Organism: Prorocentrum cordatum
Lineage: Eukaryota; Dinophyceae; Prorocentrales; Prorocentraceae
Source: the annotation of a GenBank genome assembly
AUGUCGGACGGCCCGCAGAUGGGAUACGAUGCUGGCCUGCUCAGGGACGUGCUCGUCCAGGCAGGGUUCCACCCGGACAGCGUGCGGCUCGCCGCUUUCGGCGAGAGCUCCCACUCCGAGCUGCGUGGGGUGGACCGGUUCAGCUACUGGGCCAGGCAGGCCAGCAGGGACGAGACGGGCGCGGACCUGAGGUCCAGCCUCUUCGUGGACGCCACGAAGACGGAGGGCCGAGGCCCCGCCGGCUCGUCCACGCAGUCCAUGCUGGCCUCUGGCACCAUCUCCCGCAACCCCUUCGUGGCGCACUCCACGCCGGACAUGAGGAUCGUCGACGAGCUCGCGAAGGAGCUCGUCGACGACGUGAAAGCGUGCCUCGUGCAGCUGGCGGGCGGCGCCGCCCGCGCGCCCGCCGCGGCCAGCCAGGCCUCGGAGGAGCUGCGGAGAGCAGCGGACGCGCUGCGGGUGUUCGACGGGCACGUGAGGGAGCUGGCCGCUGCGCACACCGCAGCGCACGUGAGGGCCCUCCCCGAGGACCUGCACCGGCAAGCCGAGCAGGGCGCCCUGAAGCUGCAGGUGGGCGCCAGCUACAGGAGCAACGCGAUCCCCGGGUGGCUGAACAUCGACGCCGUGACCAGCCAGUACGCGCUCCCCAGCGAGCACGCGAGCGUGGUCCUGAAGUCCAUAGGGGUCAAGUCGCCCCAGCUGCCCCUGCCCGCUGGCUCGUGCUCCCACGUCUACGCGGCACACUUUGCAGAGCACCUCGGCCUGCACGACGGCGCCGUCCGCGGUUUCCUGGCCGAGGUCCACGCCAAGCUCGCGCCCGGCGGGGUGCUCCGCAUCGCCGUGCCGAACGCCGAGGUCUACUUCCGGGAGGCACUGGCCGGGCUCGACGGGCAGGGGGGCCGGCGGCGGCCGCCCUUCACGGGCCCGAUGUGGGCCCACCCGAAGGGGACGUUCCGGUGGCAGAGCACCCUCGACACCUUCGGCCUGCAGAACUCGGAGGUGGGGUACUCUGGGCCUCCCAGGUGGUGUCGGAGGGCGGAGGAUCGCGCCGCAUCGCCGAUGCGUCGGCGCCGCGGCGCGAUGCGGCCGCUUUGCUUCGCGUCGACGUCGCCGAUGCAUCACCUACGUUGA